CUUGUUAAUAGUUAAUCAUCAUGCAGUUUUUCGCUGUUGUCGCCCUCAGUCUGCUGAUCCUGAAUCCUGUCACUGCUCUCCUGACAUGUCCCUGUCAUUGGAUUAUAGAUCCUGUCUGCGGCAGCGAUGGCGUAACAUAUGACAAUGAGUGCGAACUGCACUGUGCUGCUAGGGAGGCGGCACUGAACGGUGUCAAAAUAUUCAAAGUACACGAUGGACCAUGUUAAAUAUUGGACCCAAAUUGGAUGAUAGAAUUG
This is a messenger RNA of Drosophila arizonae, 257 nucleotides long. RefSeq names its product turripeptide Ici9.1-like. Gene Ontology annotation, molecular function: protein binding. Gene Ontology annotation, biological process: cell differentiation; multicellular organism development. The record is from RefSeq and is a predicted model, not a curated record. Gene Ontology annotation, cellular component: extracellular region. NCBI's taxonomy places the organism in Eukaryota, Metazoa, Arthropoda, Insecta, Diptera, Drosophilidae.